AAGCCUAACCCUUUAACUAAGGAACGAACAAGAGCAUUCUACGCUCCACAAUAGAUUCCCCAAAAAAAAAAAAAAAUCAAUUUUUCGUUUUUUACCUAAAUCUGAAGAAUAUUCUCUUUCUCUCAAAUCUCUUGGCCGUCGGACUCCAUAACCCGUUAACCCGACCCUGAAAAACCCCUCCGACUUCGAUUUCAACACCAAAACACCUUCCCAACAUGCUGACCUCACUACGACAAUGACCCGUACCGAACCCAACCGGAGCUCCAAAUCCGAAUCGGAGAAUUCUGGCGGCGGAGGAGGAGGAACCACCGCGAUGAGGGUUAUCGUUCCGUUACAAGGCGUGGUUCAAGGCCGUGGCGGAUUAUUCUUAGGCUCUGUGAUUCCGUGUGCUUUCUUCUACUUCCUCCAGUUUUACCUCAAAAGAAACCGCAAAAACGAACCCGACUCCGGCGAACCAAUCCCAAAUCCGGAUUCUGAUUCGGCUUCCCCGGAUCCGACCCGGUCGCAGUCCGUUGGGAACCUCACGGAGCUUGCGAGUUUGCCUCGUUCUCUCUCUCGGAUUCUCCUCUCCCCGAGACUCUCCGGUGGAGCUGCUUCCGUUUCGGGUCGUGCUAGUUGUGUAAUCAAGGGAGGUGACUCGCCGUACCACGUGGGUCAGAAACGGGUCGAAGAGGAUCCGUAUGAUGAGUCAGGUAACCCGGACGGAGUUAUCGAACUCGGUUCAGCUCACACCACAAAGAUGGAUUGGGUUUCAGAGGAUCCAGGAGAAGCAAUCUCGGAUGGGUUGUGUAUGAGUGGCAUUGCUUCUUACGAGCCUUGUCAUGGACUUAUUGAACUCAAAACGGCUGUUGCAGGAUUCAUGUCUGAAGCAACCAAGAACUCUGUUUCUUUCGAUCCAUCACAGCUAGUGUUAACUUCUGGUGCAGCCUCUGCCAUAGAGAUUCUCUCCUUCUGCUUAGCUGAUUCCGGAAACGCCUUCCUCGUUCCUACACCAUGUUCACCAGGAUACGAUAGGGAUGUUAAAUGGCGAACGGGAGUGGAUCUCAUACACGUUCCUUGUAGAAGCGCUGAUAACUUCAACAUAUCAAUGCUUGUUCUUGAUCGAGGGUUCUACCUAGCCAAGAAACGAGGUGUUAAAAUCCGCGGCGUCAUAAUCUCAAACCCUUGGAACCCCACGGGGACUCUCUUGACCAGAGAGAAUCUCUAUGCGCUUCUGGACUUUGCCCGCGAGAGGAACAUUCAUAUCAUCUCAAACGAAGUCUUCGCUGGGUCGGUCCACGAAGAAGGAGGAGAGUUUGUUAGCAUGGCUGAGAUAGUUGACACAGAGGAGAAUGUGGACAGAGAAAGAGUUCAUAUCAUCUACGACCUCUCGAAAGACUUGUCCUUCCCGGGACUUAGAACCGCAGCUAUCUACUCAUUCAACGAGAGUGUUCUAUCCGCUUCAAGAAAGCUCACAACGCUAUCUCCGGUCUCUUCUCCUACACAGCAUUUGCUCAUAUCAGCAAUCUCAAGCCCCAAGUUUGUUCAGAGGUUUGUGAAAACCAACCGGGAGAGGUUGAUGAGAGUCUACACGGAGCUUGUCAAGGGGUUAAAAGAGUUAGGGAUUGAGUGCACGAGAAGCAGUGGUGGGUUCUUCUGUUGGGUGGAUAUGAGAGGGUUUAUGUCCUCUUACAGUGAGAAAGGUGAGAUUGAGCUGUGGAACAAGCUCUUGAACAUUGGCAAGAUCAAUGUAAUACCAGGAUCUUGUUGCCAUUGCAUUGAACCGGGUUGGUUUAGGCUUUGUUUCAGUAAUUUGUCAGAGACAGAUGUGCCUGUAGUUAUGAACCGUAUUAGGAAAGUUUGUGAAACUUGUAAAUCGUAAAAUUGAUUUUUUGAUAUUUGAUUAUCUGUUCUCAACCCGAA
Messenger RNA from Brassica oleracea var. oleracea, 1902 nucleotides. RefSeq names its product probable aminotransferase ACS10. Gene Ontology annotation, biological process: amino acid metabolic process; biosynthetic process. The coding region runs from base 236 to 1861 and encodes 541 amino acids. Lineage: Eukaryota; Viridiplantae; Streptophyta; Magnoliopsida; Brassicales; Brassicaceae. Gene Ontology annotation, molecular function: aromatic-amino-acid:2-oxoglutarate transaminase activity; L-aspartate:2-oxoglutarate transaminase activity; pyridoxal phosphate binding. The record is from RefSeq and is a predicted model, not a curated record. The transcript is spliced from 4 exons.